GAACAUGAUAUAUGCUACUAAAAACUGAAGAGGUGAUAAAAUUGUGGAUAUGCUUUGACGUUUGGACUACAUAACUGUGGUAACAUGGGAAGAAGGACUAUAGUUGGAUAGAAAUCUAUAAUAUGGCCUCAUCUCUGCACCUAUGGGGUCCUGGGACAGAAACAAGAAUAUCCUUUUAGAUAUGGUGAAACAGCCCAGCAACAGCUUCUGUGCUGACUGCGAGGCGCCUGAUCCAGACUGGGCGUCCUACAGGCUGGGUAUCUUUGUAUGCAUGACCUGCUCAGGCACACACAGAGACAUGCCAGACAUCAGUCGCAUCAAGUCAAUACGCCUGGACAACUGGGAAGAUGACAUGGUUGAGUUUAUGAGGGCGCAUGGCAAUUCUGCUGUCAAAGCCAUCUAUGAGAAGUUUGUGCCCGCGUUUUAUUACAGACCGAAGCAACACGACUGCGUGGUUCUUAGAGAGCAGUGGAUUCGAGCAAAAUAUGAACGGCGAGAGUUCACAGGAGAGCAUCUGCACCUUCAAAAAGUCUACAGUUCAGGUCACCACGAGGGGACGUUAUGGAAGAAAGGCAAGGACAAUAAGCACUUCUUGAAGAGGAAAUUCAUCCUGUCUGAACGAGAAUUCACUCUUGUGUACUACAACAAAGAGGAUGUGUCGCGAGGGCCCAAAGCCGUCAUCCCAUUGAGGGACCUGAACGCAGCCUUCCAGACGGAGAAGAUAGGCCACCCGCACGGCCUCCAGAUAUCCUACUUCAAAGAGGACCGCACCAGAAACCUCUUCCUCUACCACGAGAGCGGUCAGGAGAUUGUGAACUGGUUUAAUGCAAUCCGAGGUGCCCGCUUUGCCUACCUGAAAAUGGCCCUUUCUCCAAGCAAUGACAGUCAGCUGUUACCAUUACUAACGAGAAGCAGUCUCAAAGAGGGCUUCAUGGAAAAGACUGGACCAAAGCAAAGGGAACCUUUCAAGAGAAGAUGGUUCAUGCUUCUUCCUGUGGACAGAAGGCUUCUCUACUUUAAAUCACCAAUGGAUGCCCUGGAGUUGGGGGCGGUGUUCAUCGGCACGGAGGCUCACGGCUACGCCGCGAGGGAGUGCGUCCCCAAGAGCACCCUGCGUAACAAGUGGAAGUGCGGCAUCGCCGUGGACACGCCGGACCGGCAGUUUGUGUUCAUGUGCGAGCGAGAGCAGGACCAGAGGGAGUGGAUAGCGGCCUUCAAGCAGGUCAUCUCCCAGCCUAUGACGCCACAGCAUUAUGCCAUGGAAGCAGACAUGAACCGCCGAAAAUCCUGAAGAGGAGGACACAGCAAGAGAGAGAUUUGUCUUUGAAUUAUAUUGGCAGCCGCUUUUUGAAUGGAUAUACAGUAUAAACUUGUGUGUAGUGUUAUGCACAUAACUCUCCAGAGAUUUUCAGUGCACGCAUUAUUGUCUGUCAGAUAUCCGUUUUGUGAUGGAGCUGUACAUAUAUUUUUGAAUGAAUGUUUUGUAUGCUUCUGUUUUCAUAAACGUAUUGUCCUUUCCACAGAAACUGAAGAAUUGAUAUUAA
Molecule: messenger RNA, 1544 nt
Organism: Engraulis encrasicolus (European anchovy)
Lineage: Eukaryota; Metazoa; Chordata; Actinopteri; Clupeiformes; Engraulidae
Product: arf-GAP with dual PH domain-containing protein 2-like
Exons: 11
Coding region: 143-1291 (382 amino acids)
Biological process (GO): positive regulation of GTPase activity; heart development
Cellular component (GO): plasma membrane; intracellular membrane-bounded organelle; cytoplasm
Molecular function (GO): phosphatidylinositol-3,4,5-trisphosphate binding; phosphatidylinositol bisphosphate binding; GTPase activator activity
Source: RefSeq, a predicted model, not a curated record